AUGUCGAAUGCCGGCCCAUCAAACCAAGGAAACACCCACCCCGUGAAUGGUGAUUCCGACUCUGAAGAUGACUUCGUACUUGGUGCUGCCGCAGUGUGGGUAUGUUACGACGACUUCUUGGAAAGACCUCUUCCAAGACCAAGAAAUAAUAGUCAUUAUACAGGUCAUCAACGUCUUGGUGAUCUGUUAGAUGGGCACGAACUAGUGAUCUACAAUAAGAUAAGAAUGAGAACUGAUUGCUUCAAGCGGUUGAGUUGGUUACUUGAACAAAAGAAUCUGUUAAAGAGUACUAGAAAUAUGAACGUGGAUGAACAACUGAUGAUUUUCCUCACAAUUGUGUGCCAAAGCGAAAGUAAUAGGGAGACGCAACAUCAGUGGCAGCAUUCAGGAGCGACAAUCUCAAAGUAUUUUAUGAUUGUACUGAAUGCCAUAUAUCGACUACGACAUGAUUUUAUUGUGCCCCCAGACUUUAACACUAUCGACCCGUUCAUUGAAACUAGUGGGAGCAAGUACAGGCCUUGGUUUGAUAACUGUGUUGGUGCACUUGAUGGGACACACGUUCCUUGCGUUCCGCCGCCCGACAAUCCAGAGGUAUGGAGAAAUAGGAAGGGAUUUAUGUCUCAAAAUGUUCUGGGUGUAUGUUCGUUUGACAUGAAGUUUACAUACAUGCUUGCUGGAUGGGAGGGAUCUGCACAUGACGCCCGCGUGCUUGAAUCAGCCCUUGAUGGCCGACACAAAAAGUUUCCAACUCCUCCUGAAGAUUCGGGCUACGCAAACAGAGGUUGUUUCCUAGCACCAUACCGUGGUAGUACGUCGGAAUUGUAUCGAGCGCACAUUUGGGGUGUGGAAAGCAAGCAUGAUGAUAGAUUUAUGACACAAUACUUUCAAGAUGGGAUUCCGGUAAGUGAAAUCGACCCUGAAAAUGCGGAACAAGAUGUAAAUCAAAAUCACAACCCAGAUCGGGCAACAAACACAGCAACCAAUACAGCAUCUCCUACGCAGAUGCGCCUCAUAAGAGUUGAAAUGGCAAGUUCGAUGUGGCAAUCCCAACGCACAAACAACAAUCAAUAG
This is a messenger RNA of Morus notabilis, 1071 nucleotides long. RefSeq lists its product as uncharacterized. NCBI's taxonomy places the organism in Eukaryota, Viridiplantae, Streptophyta, Magnoliopsida, Rosales, Moraceae. Bases 1 to 1071 code for a protein of 356 amino acids. The record is from RefSeq and is a predicted model, not a curated record. The transcript is spliced from 4 exons.